AUGCCCAGAAGAAACUACCAUCCAGAUGGCAACUUUUUCAGAGGGAAAGGACACAGCUAUCUUGCAGCAGAAGAAGCUCUGGGUAUUGGACUCUUCAUUUUGGUGCUGGCAAUUUUACUUAUCUUUGGCUGCUGGUAUUACAAAAGACGUAGUGGCUAUAAAAGUCUGCGGAGCAAAAGCUCUAGUGUGGGCACAAUACGAACCGUGGUAGGCGAGGGAACAAUACUGGACUGCAAAAUGGCUCUGCAGGAGUACAGAAACUUUAAUUCUGUGGUACCUGAUGCUCCACCAGCUUAUGACAAAAUUGCUGCAGAUCAGUCACCACCACCUUAUUCACCAUGAUAACACAGAAUCUUAAACUCUAAACAUACCGAUUCAAUUUCUUCAUGCUCCCUCUUAAUUUCCUGUACAUGCUUAACUUUCUUAAAGCUAAAAUAAUAAAAAAAAAAUCACAUGCUUUCAUUAGCAGUUGCUGAAAAUUAUUCCUGCUUAGUUUACAGAACUGGUUCUUGAAAUGCCUCAGUAAAUCUGAAUGUGCUUUUGUUUUAAGUUUUUCAUUU
Messenger RNA from Gymnogyps californianus (California condor), 560 nucleotides. It is a transcript of the gene MLANA, whose product is annotated as melan-A. The record is from RefSeq and is a predicted model, not a curated record. NCBI's taxonomy places the organism in Eukaryota, Metazoa, Chordata, Aves, Accipitriformes, Cathartidae. Gene Ontology annotation, cellular component: melanosome; trans-Golgi network; endoplasmic reticulum membrane. Bases 1 to 342 code for a protein of 113 amino acids. The transcript has 4 exons.